AGAAGCGUCCUGCAACAUCUCCUCAACCGGAGGGAAAAUACGUUUGGACGAACUCUGGUGGAAAAGCGCCCCAGGCUGCGACGGCCUAGAGAUCUUGGGGCUGCAGCCCUCGCUGCCUGCGGAGGGGGCCCGGGGCGCCUGUGGAACCAGGUCCCUGCAGCUCUGCGGCCGCGCGGACCUCGGCUGCGUGCGAGGUGGCGGAGGAGGCUGGCCGGGUGCGAGCGGGAACCCAGCCUCAGCAUCUCCCACCUGCUCAGGACCACCGCGCAGCUAUGGGCUACCAGGAGGAGGAGCCUGUUAUCCCGCCGCAGAGAGAUCUAGAUGACAGAGAAACCCUUGUUUCUGAACAUGAGUAUAAAGAGAAAACCUGUCAGUCUGCUGCUCUUUUUAAUGUUGUCAACUCAAUUAUAGGAUCUGGUAUAAUAGGAUUGCCUUAUUCAAUGAAGCAAGCUGGGUUUCCUUUGGGAAUGUUGCUUUUAUUCUGGGUUUCAUAUGUUACAGACUUUUCCCUUGUUUUAUUGAUAAAAGGAGGGGCCCUCUCCGGAACAGACACCUACCAGUCUUUGGUCAAUAAAACCUUCGGGUUUCCAGGGUAUCUCCUCCUCUCUGUUCUUCAGUUUUUGUAUCCUUUUAUAGCAAUGAUAAGUUACAACAUAAUAGCUGGAGAUACUUUGAGCAAAGUUUUUCAAAGAAUCCCAGGAGUUGAUCCUGAAAAUUUGUUUAUUGGUCGCCACUUCAUUAUUGGGCUUUCCACAGUUACCUUUACUCUGCCUUUAUCCUUGUACCGAGAUAUAGCAAAGCUUGGAAAGAUCUCCCUCAUCUCUACAGGUUUAACAACUCUGAUUCUUGGAAUUGUAAUGGCGAGGGCAGUUUCAUUGGGUCCGCACAUACCAAAAACAGAAGAUGCUUGGGUAUUUGCAAAGCCCAAUGCCAUUCAAGCGGUUGGGGUUAUGUCUUUUGCAUUUAUUUGCCACCAUAACUGCUUCUUAGUUUACAGUUCUUUAGAAGAACCCACAGUAGCUAAGUGGUCCCGCCUUAUCCGUAUGUCCAUCGUGAUUUCUGUACUUAUCUGUAUAGUCUUUGCUACAUGUGGAUACUUGACAUUUACGGGCUUCACCCAAGGAGAUUUAUUUGAAAAUUACUGCAGAAAUGAUGACCUGGUAACAUUUGGAAGGUUUUGUUAUGGCGUCACUGUCAUUUUGACCUACCCGAUGGAAUGCUUUGUGACUAGAGAGGUGAUUGCCAAUGUGUUUUUUGGUGGGAAUCUUUCGUUGGUUUUCCACAUUGUUGUAACAGUGAUGGUCAUCACUGUAGCCACGCUUGUGUCAUUGCUAAUUGACUGCCUUGGGAUAGUUUUAGAACUCAAUGGUGUGCUCUGUGCAACUCCCCUCAUUUUUAUCAUUCCAUCAGCCUGUUAUCUGAAACUGUCUGAAGAACCAAAGACACACUCAGAUAAGAUUAUGUCUUGUGUCAUGCUUCCCAUUGGUGCUGUGGUGAUGGUUUUUGGAUUCGUCAUGGCGGUUACAAAUCCUCAAGACUGCACCCACGGGCAGGAAAUGUUCUACUGCUUUCCUGACAAUUUCUCUCACACAAAUACCUCAGAUUCUCACGUUCAGCAGACAACACAACUUUCUAUUUUAAAUAUUAGUAUCUUUCAGUGAGUUGACUUCUUUAAAAAAUGUGUAUGUUUUCAUAGAAUUUAAACCACGUAACAUUUACAGAUGUUUUAGUCUCUAUUUAUAUUAUAAAAUUAUUAUUUUGGCAUUUAUCAAGACUUGGUUUUCAUGACUCUUUAGUGCAAUAUAAAAGAUAAAGAAAAAUUGAAUGUAUUUUACCUUUAACUGGAAGAAAAUAAAUGUUUUGUUCUAAUGACUGCACUACACUACUGCUAAUUGAAGAAAGGAGAGUGAAGCGUUUAGUAUUUUCUGCCAUCCCCCAUUUACUUAAUAUGCAAACCAGAAUAUUGUGCUCCAAAAUAAGUAGGUGAUUGUGGGUUGGAAUUUUGUGUAGGUGUCCUUUGGUGGGGGAGGAGGGGUGGAUUUUUUCUUUGUCCUUAAGAGUCUGUGGAAUUGAAGGGAAGGGAAACCCAAAACUAUUGAAAAUAAUACAUAAAUUUUAGCAGCAUUCCUUGUUUAAAGGAAAGUGGAUCCCUGGAGAAAUGAGGAAAGGACAUUCCAUGCAAGGAAGCCUGAAACAUAGACUGGCUGUGAGGAGCAAUGUGUGUGAGGAAUCAAAUCACCUCCUGUCUUCUGAUGCCGUGGGAAUACAGUGGUAGCGCCAUUAUAAAAUGAGUGUUGGCGGGGGGAAGGGCGGGGCGGCAAGACACAGUUGUUCUGUGGUAAAAACCAACGAGAUCAGUUACACAUCAAAUUUGGACCUGUUGAAUUUGAGGUGUGGUCAGGAAUGCACAACUGGAAGCUGAACUUUGAGACUAGAAAUGUGUAAGAAGAAUCAGGGCUAUAGAAGGAUUCUCAGUCCACUCAGGGUUCCUUGGAGAGAUUUCUGGGAGCUCUUGUUGACUGGGCCUUUGGAAGCAAAUACUGAGACAGAGUUUGUCAUAACUAAUAGGAGAGAGGGGAAAGCAGAAUUGGUAGGGAAAGGUAGAUCUGCAAUGCAGGCUGACCUCAGGCAACCCCACGGGGAAGCUGGUGCAUAUAUGACCCAUCAGAAUUGUCGCUGUUCGGGGGAAAUAGGCAGGCUUUGAUACUGCUGCCUCCAUCAAUCAUUGAAUGUAGACAUCUGGAGAAGGAUGAGUUCUUGGGCUAGGCAGCUCUUUGCAACAGAGCAAACCCUAAAGGAACUGAGAGCUGGAGGCGGUCUGCUGAUAGCUUUGUCGCCACAUGCUUCCUUGCAGGGGGAUCUGGGAGACACAGCUGUGCCCACCACAGGUGCCCUCAGUUUUUACUGAAUAUUUUUGAGUGAUUUUUUAAUGAAGAUUUUUUGUCUUCAUAUCUAUGGCAAUCUUUAAAAAGUAGCAUGAAAAUUUGGGGCCAUCUGGAUGGCUUCCUUGUAUCAAGUGUCACCUAAGAUUUCCAUUUCAUUUGUAUUCCAGUCAGGCUGUCCAUCUGUGGUACUAUAUUAAUUGCUGUCAAAUAACAAGACUCUAUCAGAAGCAGAGCUAAUACAUAUAUGAUGAGUUUGUACAAAUCAAAUGCAAAAAAAAGUCCUACAGGAAAUGUAUUAAGGGUAGGUUCAUAGUAGUUUGAAUAAAGUGGUGAGAGCUGACUCAUUGUGUGACUCAUACUGAGAAAGGCCUGUCGAACACAAAGGAAGAUGCAUUUUAGCAGGUAGAACCAUGCUCAAGGUUUUAGUGGUGAUUUGUUUUUUCAAUAAAUCAUUAUCCUUGCCAAUAAAUUAAUUUAAAUUCUGUUGGAUAGCUUUUCUGUAUUUAACUUAUAAAUUUGUUUUUUUAUAGUUAAGGGUCAUAAGGCUAAGCAUUUUGUGCCUGUUUAUAGAUUGGUACGUGUUUAGGUAAAAUAUAAUAAAAAUGCUUUCAUUCCAUGUAAGACAUUUUUGCCACAGUCUGUCCUUACACUGCUGAAGACUGCGAAACACUGACCUACAUAGUUAUUAACUAAAGUCAUGAGGGAUGAGAUCUCUAUGCGUGUACAAAGAGAAGCAUGUCAAGGAUAACACGAUGUAGCAUAUAACCAUCUCUUAUCUUGUACUUUGAUGUUGCUUCAGACUCUUCAAGUAGAUGAAAGCUCCUUGUAGGAACUGGGUGCAGCAUUACUACCUAAUAAAUAUUUCUUAGUUUAUUUGGUUUUAAUCAGCUAUAGAACAAGACUGCUUGUGACCCAGUUAUUAGCUGCAUGGAUUACCAGUAUCGUUCAAAUUAUAAUUGAAUAAAUCUUAGGAACUCA
Molecule: messenger RNA, 3863 nt
Organism: Cebus imitator (Panamanian white-faced capuchin)
Lineage: Eukaryota; Metazoa; Chordata; Mammalia; Primates; Cebidae
Gene: SLC38A11
Product: solute carrier family 38 member 11
Exons: 12
Coding region: 273-1661 (462 amino acids)
Biological process (GO): amino acid transmembrane transport
Molecular function (GO): amino acid transmembrane transporter activity
Source: RefSeq, a predicted model, not a curated record